This is a messenger RNA of Gongylonema pulchrum, 330 nucleotides long. NCBI's taxonomy places the organism in Eukaryota, Metazoa, Nematoda, Chromadorea, Rhabditida, Gongylonematidae. The record is from the annotation of a GenBank genome assembly.
GGCUCUUUAGUUCCGUUUAUGGAGCUGGCAGGUCUGGAACAAUGUGCUGAGGAUUCCGUACCACAUGCGCAGCUACAGAAGAAGAUUCGAAGCAUCUUGCAUAAGCUGAGGAGUAAUCGGUCAUCUUGGCCUUUUGUAGAACCGGUUAAUGCAAAGGAAGUCCCCGAAUAUUAUGUUUAUAUCAAAUUUCCAAUUGACCUCAAACGCAUAAACGAACGAUGUAAAAAGAAGUAUUAUGUGCAUGAACGUGAUAUCAAUUGUCACGCACGUCCAUGUGCCGCUUACGGAUAUGUGAAAAUUUCGGCAAGAAAAUUGUUAAUCCGGGAAUGA